Molecule: messenger RNA, 2053 nt
Organism: Sesamum indicum (sesame)
Lineage: Eukaryota; Viridiplantae; Streptophyta; Magnoliopsida; Lamiales; Pedaliaceae
Gene: ALDH3H1
Product: aldehyde dehydrogenase 3H1
Biological process (GO): aldehyde metabolic process
Cellular component (GO): cytoplasm
Molecular function (GO): aldehyde dehydrogenase (NAD+) activity
Source: RefSeq, a predicted model, not a curated record
UAGGAAUAUAGAUAAGGCGUGAGGAUGAUUGAUGAGGGAGUGAGUACGAAACGGCGAAACCUGCGAGGUGGAGUAUAAAGCGCGUGUGGAGAUAUUUGAUUCUGCUUAUCCACGUAGAAAAGUUUAUCGAUCCUCACGAAUCAUUGUGGACAAAUCGAUGCGAUAUUUCUUCUUCAAAUCAGCAAUCUAUGCAAUUCUGCUGCAGGUCAUCGCCUAAACCAGCCUAAACCCAUCAACCUCUCGGGAAACACACAGAAAAAUACACACGUAUACUGACAAACACACACACGUAUAUAACAUAUAUAUAUAUAUAGAGAGAGAGAGAUAGAUAGAUAGAUAGGUAAAGCCGCAGGUGAUAAUCUCCGUUUUCCAGAAGUGGGGUUUCGGAGUUUGUUGGAAAGAUGGCGGUGGGUGUGGAAGAAGUGGUGAAGGAGUUGAGAUCCACAUACACUAGCGGGAAGACCAAAACUCUUGAGUGGCGAGCUUCGCAGUUGAAAGCAAUUAUCAGGAUAGCAACUCACCACGAGAAUGAAAUAGUCGAAGCUUUACGUUCUGAUCUUAAAAAACCAGAACUUGAAUCUUUUGUCCAUGAGAUAUGCGCAGUAUUAUCAGCAUGCAAAUUGGCGUUGAAGGAAUUACAUCGGUGGAUGAAACCGCAAAAAGUGAAAACCUCAAUGACCACUUUUCCUGCAUCGGGUGAAAUAGUGCCAGAACCGCUGGGUGUUGUAUUAGUUAUAUCAACUUGGAACUAUCCUUUUUUGUUAUCACUCGAACCAGUCAUCGGAGCUAUUGCAGCUGGUAAUGUGGUAGUGUUGAAGCCAUCAGAAGUUGCUCCUGCCACAUCAUCAGUCCUUUCAAAACUUCUUGGGGAGUAUAUGGACACUACAGCAGUGAAAGUUAUUGAGGGUGCCGUGCCUGAAACCACUGCAUUACUAGAACAAAAAUGGGAUAAGAUAUUUUACACUGGUAGUGGCAAGGUGGGACGAAUUAUAUUAGCUGCUGCUGCUAAGCAUCUUACACCUGUGGUUUUGGAGCUUGGUGGGAAAUGCCCUGUGGUGGUUGAUGCAAACAUCAACCUGAAGGUUGCCGCUAGACGUAUAAUUUCAGGCAAGUGGGGAUGCAACAGUGGGCAAACCUGUGUUUCCCCUGACUAUGUGAUAACCACAAAAGAGUACGCUUCAAAACUGGUAGAUGUUCUUUCAGCUGAACUUGAGAAUUUCUAUGGAAAGGACCCUCUUCAAUCAAAGGACUUGUCAAGUAUCAUAAAUGCUCAUCAUUUUGACCGUGUGACAAAGUUAUUGGACGAUGAGAAGGUUUCUGGUAAGAUUGUUUUUGGCGGUCAACAGGAUAAAACCAAUCUCAAGAUUGCUCCCACUAUUAUAUUGGAUGUCCCAGAUGAUUCUCUGAUCAUGAAUGAGGAGAUUUUUGGUCCAUUACUUCCGAUUGUAACGGUUAACAAAAUCAAGGAAUCUUUUGAUGUAAUAAAUGCUAAAGGGAAGCCACUUGCUGCAUAUCUGUUUACAAAUGACCAAAAGCUGAAGGCGGAGUUCAUAGGAAGCGUCUCAGCUGGGGGUAUUACCAUUAACGAUGUUGCUCUGCAUUUUGCAGAGGCUGGGUUGCCAUUUGGAGGGGUAGGGGAGAGCGGGAUGGGAGCCUACCACGGGAAAUUCUCAUUCGAUACUUUCAGCCACAAGAAGGCUGUCUUACAACGUGGUUUUGGUGGAGAUGUGGCUGCAAGAUACCCGCCAUACGCUCCCUGGAAGCUGCAAUUUCUUAAGGCACUUUUAAGAGGCAGUAUACUUGGCGUCCUUCGAGCUUUGCUUGGUUGGUGAGAUUUUACAAAGUAAUUUGGCUAAGCCUGGACACUUACGCAUACGAAUGAAUGCUUUUAUUCACAUGUAAUAAAUAAGCUUGAUGUAUAGUGUGGGUUUGUGCAUUUACGAACAAUUAUUUCAGGAUUAGCCGACGACCUAUAUACAUUGUGGCUAAAUUGGUGUAAAUCUGUUUUCUCCGUUUGUUUUCAACUUUUCAUUCUCAUUGCUUCAUUUCAUUA